GCUUCCCUUUAAACUGCACAGAGUAAAGGGGAGUGAAGGGGAGGAAUUUUGAGAUUCGAAUUCUGAAAUCUCACUCCCUGGUUUAGUGGAGAAGACAUCGGAACCAAGAGCAACAUAGCCCGGCCGUUUGGUACGUUUUAUUCAUGGCAGAAAUGUUAGCAAUAUCAGUUAGUCAUAGAAAAACUGUAGAUCACUACGGAGACAAAAUCCAUAAACGUCACUGUUAAUUGCGAAUGAAUAAUCUGAAUCAGAAUGAAUAUGUCCGGAAAAGAGUUUCCAUUGGCGGAUCAUAAGUAGUAAGGAGAACACGUGUCCAAUUUUCCCUCAUUUUUUUCCUCCCUGAUCUGGAUUUUUAACUUGUCGCGUCAACAAGGAAAAGCCUGAAAAAAAAUAAAGGACACAACCGCAAGUGGCUUUUUCUUCUGAUGGACAUCUUGGCUUUUAGAUCCGAAGAGAAUAGUUUUAGUAUUCUCCCAUCGGCGGCAACAAUGCUUUUCCAUGGCCUCCCCGGAGGCGACGUGCACGGCGUGGUGGAAGAAAUGGACCGGAGAGGGAAGAGCGAGUCAGCGGCCAUCAGCUCAGCUAUCGAUAUGGGCGAGUCGGAGACGGCCAUCCCGUGCCUGACAACAGAGCGCGUGGCCCUGUGCGCAGGCUGCGGAAGGAAGAUCGCUGACCGCUACUACCUGCUGGCUGUCGACAAGCAGUGGCAUAUGCGCUGCCUCAAGUGUUGCGAGUGCAAACUCAACCUGGAGUCGGAACUCACCUGCUUCAGCAAGGACGGCAGCAUCUACUGUAAGGAGGAUUAUUACAGAAGAUUUUCGGUGCAGAGAUGCGCUCGUUGUCAUCUCGGCAUCUCUGCCUCGGAGAUGGUGAUGCGCGCCCGGGAUCUGGUCUACCACCUCAACUGCUUCACAUGCACUACCUGCAGCAAGAUGCUCACCACCGGGGACCACUUUGGCAUGAAGGACAGUCUGGUGUACUGUCGGCUGCACUUCGAGACUCUCAUCCAGGGAGACUAUCAGACACAUUUUAAUCACGCGGAUGUGGUGCCACAUAAGAGCCUGGGCCCGGCCAACACGCUCGGACUAUCCUACUUCAACGGAGUGGGGACAGUGCAGAAAGGCCGGCCAAGGAAAAGGAAGAGCCCUGGACCCGGAGCAGAGCUGGCAGCAUAUAACGCAGCGUUGAGCUGCAAUGAGAAUGACAGUGAGUCAAUGGACAGGGAUUCCCAGUAUAGCUCCAGUCAGAAAACCAAGCGCAUGAGGACAUCCUUCAAACACCACCAGUUGAGAACCAUGAAGUCCUACUUUGCCAUCAACCAUAAUCCAGACGCCAAGGACCUCAAGCAGCUCGCCCAGAAGACAGGCCUCACUAAGCGGGUCUUACAGGUCUGGUUCCAGAACGCUCGGGCCAAAUUCAGGAGGAACCUUCUGCGACAAGAAAGCACCGGUGCAGACAAGACCUCCGACGGCUCCACACUGCCGGGAGGCACGCCGUCAGGACCGGCCUCUGAAAUCUCAAAUGCUUCCAUGAGCCCCUCCAGCACCCCCACCACCCUGACAGACUUGACCAACCCCACUAUGCCGACAGUUACCUCUGUGCUUGCCUCAGUCGCAGGCGGCAUGGACGUUCACGAGUGUAGGAGCCCGUCACAGACCACACUGACUAGCCUUUUCUGAUGAACGGAGCCUGAUUGCAACCAUCCCUUCCUCUGCUACACCCUGCUGAGUUGAA
Messenger RNA from Syngnathus typhle (broad-nosed pipefish), 1734 nucleotides. It is a transcript of the gene lhx2b, whose product is annotated as LIM homeobox 2b. NCBI's taxonomy places the organism in Eukaryota, Metazoa, Chordata, Actinopteri, Syngnathiformes, Syngnathidae. The coding region runs from base 426 to 1679 and encodes 417 amino acids. Gene Ontology annotation, molecular function: DNA-binding transcription factor activity, RNA polymerase II-specific; RNA polymerase II transcription regulatory region sequence-specific DNA binding. The record is from RefSeq and is a predicted model, not a curated record. The transcript has 5 exons. Gene Ontology annotation, cellular component: nucleus. Gene Ontology annotation, biological process: regulation of transcription by RNA polymerase II; neuron differentiation.